Molecule: messenger RNA, 1877 nt
Organism: Spinacia oleracea (spinach)
Lineage: Eukaryota; Viridiplantae; Streptophyta; Magnoliopsida; Caryophyllales; Amaranthaceae
Product: F-box protein At3g07870
Exons: 3
Coding region: 346-1650 (434 amino acids)
Molecular function (GO): protein binding
Source: RefSeq, a predicted model, not a curated record
UUACCUUAAUUGCAAAUCACACUAAUCAUAUCCCAGUCCAUCAAUUCCGUCAUCUCUCAAUUUUUCAUACUCCGUAUAUAUAUAUACACACACUGAUAAUGAGAUAUUAGUCCAUCAAAUUUUAAUUGCCCAAAUUUUUAUACUCAUAUUCCCAAUUAAACCUAACGUACACAUUUGAUUGGAGAUUUUGAAGUCGCCAACUUUUAUUCACCGAUUUGCUUUUUUUGUUUUGUCCGUUUCAAUCAAUUCGCAAUCAGUUUAAAUGAAUUCAAUCCAAAGUACAAACCUAUCUAGUUUCAAUUUCUUUGUUAUUCAUUAAUUCAAUCGGAAGUUGAUUUUGCAGCAAUGUCUCUUUCUUUACAACGGUAUAAUGCUUUUCCAGACCAAAACAGCCGUCUGCUUCAACUCUUGAAACUAAGAAGCAAGAAUGAACGAGAGAGGUCAAAGAUGAUUUCAAUGGAAGCCGGAGUGGGUGCUGAUUUGCCUGAAAGUUUGAUCAUCGAGAUUUUGUCGUGGCUGCCUGUGAAAGAUUUGUUACAGUUGAAGAGUGUGUGCAAGUCAUGGUAUGCUAUCAUUUUGAAUCCUCAUUUCGUGUCCAAACAUUUGAAUAACUACUACUAUAGCAACAUCAAUAAUAUUUGGCGUAGUUGUCUUUUGGCUCAAUAUCAAUUCACCUAUGCUUCACUUGUAUUGUGCGAGUUCUUGGUUGAUGAUGAAACUCAUAAUCAUCCUCGAGUAUUAGAAUAUGGUGAUGAUGUUCUUACCACCAUGUCAUCAAUGCGUGGGUCGAAUAUUUGUGGUCCUUGUGAUGGGUUAUAUUAUCUCUUUUAUUACCAUGAUAAUCGUCGUGCUCUGUGGAAUCAUGCCAUCAAUGAGUUCAAACCCUUACCUGAAUUGAUUUUUAAGCCCGAUCUUCCGUCUACUAUCACUUAUGCUCCUUAUGAAGUUUUUGGUUUUGGUCUAGAUCCCGUCACUAAAGACUAUAAAGUGGUGGUAAUAAAAGGUUAUUGGAGUAAAACUCCUGACGAAGAUGGUUGUUACUUUGUCCGUCAUCCUUGGUCGGUCCUUGUCUACUCGUUAUGGACUGAUUCGUGGAGAUAUUGUGGUGAUCUGGCUAGAGAUUACGAGUUGGACAUAAAUAAUUGCUACAUGUAUGUGAAUGGUUGUUGUUAUUGGUUGGGAAUAUACCCUGGUUUUGACUCUUCUAAAGAUGUGAUAAUUUCGUUUGACAUGGCAACAAAUGAAUUUAAAGAGAUAGUUGUUCCUGACUAUGUAAAACCAAGCGAGAGGUGUCUUGCAAUAUAUGAUGGCUCUCUUGCUCUGCUAUCUCUCCAUAAGACCCUGAAAAUUCUUGAAAUUUGGACAUUCGGAAUCAGAGAAGGGUCGUCUUGGAUCAAGCAACAUACAAUGGGACCGUUUCCACAUAUUUGGAAUCCACUAGGUCAUUGGAAGGAUAAUUGUAUCUUAUUAGAAUCUACAGCUGGUGAGCUAGUCCUUAUUGAUCCUAUCACACAUGAACUUAAGAAUAUUGUUGGUUCCGUGUUUCAUGGGUUAAGUUGCAGAGGAGUUUUUGCAUACAUGGAAAGUCUGGUUUCAUUCAAAGAUAAGAUCAACCCAGAGCUGCUACUUGAGGACGACAAUUACCAAUAACCAGAAAUCAAUCUAGCCUGAUCUCUCUUUCCCGUUAUUAUACAAUAGACAGUGAUAUGCAAUUUUCAGUUGUAGAAAACAGAUCAGAGUUUCAAACUUCAAACUAAUUAUUGUAAUAUCAUUUGCUGAUAGAUAUUCACAGUUUGUAGCUUAUUGAAUACUUAAUUAUAUGUUGUAUUUUUCCCAUAGACAUUUCAGAUAAAUAUAUGCUCGUGCUGUUUUCUGUA